This is a messenger RNA of Lymnaea stagnalis (great pond snail), 3509 nucleotides long. The record is from the annotation of a GenBank genome assembly. NCBI's taxonomy places the organism in Eukaryota, Metazoa, Mollusca, Gastropoda, Lymnaeidae.
UGAAGAACUUGAAACGUAUACUUAAAUGUAUACUUAAACGUAUACUUAAUCUAUGAAAACACGCUGUGGAUUUGUUCUAUUCGUAUUUUCUUUUUCGGGGCGUAGUGUAGUAAUAUCUAAGAGAACUAUUUUUACUACUUGCCGAGAAGCUAAACAAACCUAGGUGUUUCGCUGCACAUCCCUAGAGCACAGUAAGAAAUGGCCGGACCACUAUCAUUUCGUGACUUGAACGUGCAAUUAAGAAUAGGAGAAUAUUCUUUAAACCAAAACUACCAAGAACCUGUUGAGUUUGGUAUUUACGAUGAUGUAGAGAUUGAUCUAUCAACCCGUCAACUGAAUCUCGCACCUACGAGUCAUGGGACUCCGAUUCCUGUCACAAUGGCGAGACCAGAUACUGAAAGUUUGCAAGGAAAUUCUUAUUUCAAUGUACCCAUUGGUGUCAACGGGGUCUCACACGUCCGUGUCAAAAUGGAGUGGAGUUUGAGAAUAAUGGAAGUAAUCACACAGAAUCAUAGGUAGGUUUGUUAAGAGUAACACACUUUUAUUUGAAAUAUUUCAUGAAAGCUUUGAAAUAGAUUGUCUUCAUUCAUUAUUGGAGUGUACGAUAUUACAAAGUCAUGACCAUUUUGUGUUAAAUUAUAAUGACUUUUCGUUUUACUGGUGUUAGUAACGCAACUUCAGAUAGUGUUAUUUUUGUCAAACCCAUUAUUAUUAUUCAUUAUUGAAUAGAUUUAAUGAGUGUGACUCUACAAGUCAGAAGACACAAUCUGUUAGUUACAUAUUACAUAUUUUAUUACGCCCAAACACAUUUUUUUAAUAUAGUGCUUGUAUGCUUCCAAAUGACCAAUACAUCUAGGAUGUACUUACACCAAUACAUCUAUGAUGUACUUACACAAAUACAUCUAUGAUGUAAUUACACCGAUACAUCUAUGAUGUAUUUCCACCAAUAAUCUAUGAUGUACUUACACCAAUACAUCGAUGAUGUACUUACACCAAUACAUCUAUGAUGUACUUACACCAAUACAUAUAUGAUGUACUUACACCAAUAUGUCUAGGAUGUCUUUCCACCAAUACAUCUAUGAUGUACUAACACAAAUGCAUCUAUGAUGUACUUACACCAAUAAUCUAUGAUGUUUUUACACCAAUACAUCUUUGAUGUACUUACACCAAUACAUCUAUAAUGUACUUACACCAAUACAUCUAUGAUAUACUUACACCAAUACAUCUAUGAUGUACUUACACCAAUACACCUAGGAUUCACUUACAAUGACAUUUACUUAUAAUACCAUUUUCACUGGCAGCACUUCACCCUAUAUUUUGUGGUAACAAUGGCUACCAAAGUACGAAACCAAAAAAAAUAUAAAUGCUGGAAUUAUUUCCUAUAUAGCUGUUCAACUAAUUUGCUGGCAUCCGUUCGUCACUGAGGGUUUGAUUUCAGAGUUGCCAUCUCUUAGAUGAGUUGCCAUCCAAGGUUAACGAGUCCCAUCUACCCGGGGUGCUGGUGGUGUUUUUUGCUUGACUGGGCUCUUGCUGGAAUUAAGCUCCAGCCAGAGCCCAGUAACUUGAGAUUUGCUCAGUUUAGACCACUCGGCCACCCAGCACUAAUUUACAGUUUGAAUUGACCAGCUUGUGUUUACUAGCUGGUCCACAAGCUGUUUGCUUUCACUGAAGUACACACAGAGCUAGAUCGAUGAUUUAACACUGUGCAUGUAGGGCAAGUCAUACUACACACGCAACUCUCCUCAUGUAGGUUAAAGGUCACACACCGUGCAGAUAACAGAACCUUUCGAGACUUCGUUCCUUACAAUCCCAUUCCCUCUCUUUCUCUAUGUCUCCCCCCCCCCCACACUUUCUGGUCCUCUUCUUAUCCCAUGUUCUUUCAGUUUAUCGUUUUCUCAACCCUUCUUGCUCCCAAACCUUUUUAACUCUAUUUUUCCUCCUCUCUGCCGCGUCUCUAUCUCUCCAUUCUCUGUCUCUCAGAACACACACAGACAGAUAUAGAUGCACAGACUGAGCUACGUACAUAGGUACAUAACUACACACCUAAAUACGUACACACACACCCACACGCAACCACCCACACAUACAAACAAACAUACACCCACCCACAUACAGUCAUACACAAAUGCAUACCUAUGAAUAAUGUUAUACCCAAUGUGUACUAUUUCCUGACAUUUUAAUACUUAUUUAUUAUUAUUAUUGUUACAGUUAUUUUGUUUUUGUCAAAUGACAUGAAGUUUUACUUACAAAUAUUUUUUAAAAAAACAUUGUAAAAGACGUCCAAGAAGCCUUGACACGAUUACAAUCCUAACAUUGGCCAUGAUAACAGUUGCUAAUCUGGACAUUUUUAGAAAUAUGUAUAAUAUCGCUUCAUUCCCUUUUUAUUUAAAAUCAAGAAGUUGCUUUUGAAAUCCUUUAUAUAUUAUUUUCGCUUUCGUUCGUGGCCUGCUGUCUGGUUGGCUGUCUGGAUGGAUGGCCGACAAAAUCUUCUGAUGGCUGAUUGACCCACAAUCCGUCAACAUAUUAAGCUGAAACUUGGCACAUAGAGCCAUUGCCGAUGACAAUGCAUUGUAUCCAGGGCCGGCGCCAGAGUAUUUGGCACCCUAGGUGAACCUGUCGCACUGCGCCCCCCCCCACGCCCAUGGCAACUAAUUAUUUAAUUAAUAGUGCCGGCCCCGAAAAAAUUGCUGCCCUAGGCGGCCGCCUAGUCCGCCUUAAAUGGUUCAACCGGGGCCUGAUUGUAUCUCAUUUUCAGCCCCAACCCCCAACAAUUAUUUGCUCCUGUUUUUCAAGGGGAAGAUGACGGAAAUAUGACGCCACUGAUGACCAGAAAUACAAUUCCCGAUAUCCGCGCUAAAUGAGAAUCUUUUCAACAAAAUUAUUUUUGCGUUUUGUGUGAAACAUGUCAAUGUUCUUUUUUUUUUUUUUCUGAAAUCGUUAGUGAAAUAAAUCUGCAUUGUAAAAGUGGGUGGGUCAUUAGAAUAGUGAUAUAGUUCAGGGGUGUGAAAAAAAAUGUGCGGUUGCGAACCUUGAGUGGGGUGGGGUGGGGUGGGGUGGGGUGGGGUGGNUUUUUAAAAUUUUUCUCCCCCCCCCCCCCCCGCUCGAUAUUACAUUUUAUAAAGGAUUGAUACGAGAAGCUCUGUUUGUGGGUGUAUCUCAUAGAAUCUUUUUUUCUUUUUUAUUCUGUAGUGGUUCGGCACCCAGACUUUCGUAGUCAAAAAGACGUUUGCAAUGAUGGAUCUCAGAAGUGAAACAUUCUUCGAAGAACACAGGAGAAUGCACUCAAGUAAUUCAUAUCUCCAAAGUUAACAAAUCAGGAAAGUAAGAAGACUCUAAGCCACAUGUCACUAAGCGAACUACUUCAAAUUAAGAUGUCAUUUAGCGAACUAAUUCUAAUUAUGAUGUCAUUUUGGGACCUACUUCUAAUUAUAAUGUCAUUCAGCAAACAACUUUAAAUUAUGAUGUGAUUCAGCGAACUACUCUGUCUAUGAUGUCAUUCAGAGAACUGC